Halichondria panicea is the source of this 4435-nucleotide messenger RNA. RefSeq lists its product as uncharacterized. The coding region runs from base 212 to 4315 and encodes 1367 amino acids. The transcript is spliced from 15 exons. The record is from RefSeq and is a predicted model, not a curated record. Gene Ontology annotation, molecular function: protein binding. Gene Ontology annotation, cellular component: cytoplasm. Lineage: Eukaryota; Metazoa; Porifera; Demospongiae; Suberitida; Halichondriidae.
CAUUAUGAGGUGAUCAUCAUUGGCACUUGGUAUGAAUUUGCUCACCAAUCCUCCCCCUUGAGUCAACACACACUUUGUGAAUCUAUUGUGUAUUAAUUGCAGAAGUUGAGAGUUGUUACUAUCACUAAAGCUGUGGCUGCUACUGAUCGUAUGCCAGCCUUGAGUAAGCUAGUGAGGUUACAGAGACAUUGAAAGCAAGUAACUGUCUGAAAUGAGUGACAACCUUGCUAAACAACUCUACUCGGCUAGUAAUGGUGGUCGUGACCGAGAAGUGCUUGAGCUGCUACAGAGAGGAGCUCCACCCAACAACAGUAACUACUACACUAGAGUGUGUGAUGGAGACACUCCACUACACAAGGCAUGUGUUAAAAACCAUCUCCGCAGUGUAGAACUACUCAUCAAGUUUGGAGCCAUUGUAACUGCUACACAUUUCAGUGGUUGGACUCCCUUACACUCAGCAUGUUACAACAACAGUGAGGCCAUUGCUAAGCUGUUACUGGAGCACCACUGUCCCACAGAUAUCAAGACCAUGUGGGGAUCGACUGCUGCUGAUAUGGCCAGAAGUGAGGGGCACCAUGCCUUGGCUAACUAUGUGGAGGGGUUCCAGCCUGGACCUAGAGACCCUCUGUCCUCGUACCCAACACUGGAACAGCUGAGUCAGCUGGAAUGUGACCAAUGGCUUCAAUUUGGUGUUCGCUUGGGAUUGGGCAAUGACCAGCUGGAAACCAUAAAGAAGAGCCAACAUCCCACAGCAGCAACUCUCCAGGCAGCCAAAAUCAAGAAUAUUGACAUGCAGUGGAAGGAUAUUGCGGAAGCUCUAGUGAGCAUUGGAGAGUACAAGUUGGCAGAGAGUGUGUGCACUCAGCAAGGGGAAGGUGAGAGUGCUCUGUCAGUAAGUGCAUUCUAUGGCUGGCUGGACUGUGUCAAGCAUCUUGUGGAAACUGUGGGCCUCAAUCCAAAAGGUACAGUCAACAAGGCUGGUGACACUCCACUCUAUCUGGCCUGUGCUAAUGGCCACUUGGACACUGUCAAGUAUCUUGUGAACGAGCAUCGUUGUGAUCCAGGUACAGUCAACAAGGCUGGUGACACUCCACUCUCUCUGGCCUGUGCUAAUGGCCACUUGGACACAGUCAAGUAUCUUGUGAACGAGCAUCAUUGUGAUCCUAGAAGUACAGUCAACAAGGCUGGUGACACUCCACUCUCUCUGGCCUGUGCCAAUGGCCACUUGGACACUGUCAAGUACCUUGUGAACGAGCAUCAUUGUGAUCCUAGAAAGCCAGUCAACAAGGCUGGUGACACUCCACUCUCUCUGGCCUACCAAACCAGACACUUAGAGACUAUCAAAUAUCUUGCUCAAGAACAUCAGUGUGACCCAAAAUUUGCAGUGAAUGAGGCUGGAGACACUCCUCUCUCCCUUGAGUGUUCCCAUGGUAACCUGGAUACAGUCAAGGCUCUCAUCAACAAGCAUGUUGAUCCAAAUAAGCCAGUCAACAAGGCUGGUGACACUCCACUCUCUCUGGCCUACCAAGGUGGACACUGGGAAGUUGUCAAGUAUCUCGCCAUCAGUCAUCACUGUGAUGCGAAAAGUGUCCUCUUGCUAGCAGUAAAGCAAAAUCGAAAUGCAAUAGUUGAAGUUCUAUUGGUAGAAAGCCAUUGCGAUCCGAAUGUAACCGACAAAGAAGGCAAGACACCUCUCAAUUUGUCCAACGACCCUGAGAUCAUAAAGCUCCUCUUGAAACAUGGAGCCAAGGCUGCCAAUGUCUACAAGGAACACAGCAAGCUCAUCGGAAAGCUCUCCUCCGAGCGACCCCCACACCUUCCUCUGUCUGUGCUCAUCAUUGGUGAUGGUGGCGUGGGGAAGAGCACUCUGUUGAAGUCCAUUCUGAACCCAAAAGGGUUUUGGUCUUGGUUCCAAAAGGCAACACCUGUGGAUGGUGUCGAUGCGAGGACAGUGGGGAUCAUACCGUACGAAAUAUACACCAAAGAGUUUGGGAGAAUCAUCUACUUUGAUUUUGCUGGCCAGAAAGAGUUUUACACGAGCCACUGUGCCAUUCUGGAGAAUGCUGUUCAAACCUCACCACCCAUCAUUAUCCUCUGUGCUAAGCUUGUACAAAGUGAGCAGGCGAUUAUUGAUUCCAUGUAUCGUUGGUUGACCCUCGUCCAAAACCAGUGCACCAAUCUGAAAGGCAAAGCACACGUGAUAGUAGUUGGUAGCCAUGCCGACCAGGUGAAGGAAAUGGGAGAAGAUCCGCAAGCCAAAGAGAGCAUCUUUGCCCCCAUUAUCAAGCAAUUCCCAAAGUUUGAGUUCACGGAGUUCAUUCCAAUAGAUUGCCGCUUUGCUAAUUCAGAUAACAUGAAUAUCGUGAGAAAACAAAUUCAGAAAAGCUCCGCUAUUCUCCGCUCUCCAGAAACCAUCAGCCUGAAUGCUCACACCUUUUACAUCUACCUUGCUGAGAACUUCAAAGAAGAACUUGCAGUUUCAUUGAAAGUUGUUCAACAACGAAUACAUAGCGAUCUAAAGCAAACACACGAGUCAGAGAAAAUGACAGACAUUCUUUCUUUCAUUCCAACUACCCUCAACCGUCUAGUUGAUAUCUGUGCCCAGUUAAGCAAGGUGGGACUUCUGCUGUUUCUUCACAAUGAUUCCUCAUAUGAAAAUUCCUUUCUGAUUUGUGACUCUAAAACAUUGCUCUCCGAUGUCACUGGGACAGUAUUUGCUCCUGAGCAUUUUCGCCAGCACUGCAAACUCGCCUCAAGCACUGGAGUGGUACCUUUGUCCAAGUUUGAAGAAGCUUUCAAUAACUACGACACUGAAAUGCUGAUUGCUUUCAUGACACAUUUAGAGCUGUGCUUUGAGAUCAGAGACAAGCAAGUUCUGGAGUACAUUCAGAAGAUGGAGCCAGACUUAGAUGACACUCGCUACCUCUUCUUUCCCGGGCUCAUCAGGAUAGAAACUCCCGAGCGUGUGUGGGAGGAAGACACUUCCAUGAGCUACCACUUUGGAUGGAUACUCGAAACCUCUCAGAAUACACAUUUUUACGAUCCUCGCUGCCUUCAAGUCCUCAUUCUGAGGAUAGUGUUCACAUUUGGCCUUGCCCCUGCCCUGAGAGUACAGCAUGAUGUCCCUUCCUUGCAGAAAUUCUGCUCCGUGUGGAAGAGUGGGAUCUGCUGGUGCAACGAUGAUGGGAUCACUGCACACCUCGAGCUUUGUAACAAUAAAUCUUUUACUAUUAAAAUACGAUCUGAAGUUCUUACACCCGAGAGCCUUGCCCAUCGCUCCAAGGUAGUCAGUAAAGUUCUCGAAACGGUGAAAGAUGUUUGUCCCAAUAUUGUAGUUGUGGAAUCACUGAUCAAUCCACAGGAAGUUGUCAAUCAUCCUCUAAAACCUUCCUCAGAGCUCACUCUGUUUAGUGUUAGAGAUCUUGCUACAGCUGUCAUCUCUCAAAAAGAAGCUGUGAAAUCGGUUCAUCGAGUUCUUUCUCUGAAACGUCUUCUCCAGUUUGAGCCGUACGCUGGUUUGGACCUCAACACUCUACAGUGUAUUCACAGUAACAAGAAUGUCAUGAAAGAUGGCAGAAUUUCGAAUAUCUUCAUUUCUCAUUUUGCUCGUCAAAUUUACGACCCUAACAGUAUUCUCAUGUACAGAAGAAUCCUGAGCCAAUCUCGAGCUUCCAUUGUCAAUAUUCAGUCGGUCAGUCCAAGACAGGAGGUAGUUCAGACCCUUAAGACGUGGAGGAGGGAGACUGAGGGAACCUACAGCUGUCUGAGGGAGACUCUCAACAAGUACAGUGUCUUCACUGGAAGAAACCCUCUGGACCUAGCUGGUGUGGCUCAUGAUGAUAUUGAUCCCUCUGUGUUUAGUAUCCGUGGAGAUGAGCAAAUGGAUCAUGAUACAUUGAGAGAAGAGCACCAGAUACCUUCUACCUCUACCUCAGGACUACCCGCUAUUCAAGUCACGCUCCAAGAACUAAUAAAGCAAUACAGUCUGACUGACGAGCAACUCAAUAGUAAAAUAGAGUACUCUGAUACUCCCAAACUGGCCUUAUAUUUCGAUAAUGUGGAACUUUAUUCAAGUUCAAUGAGGCUACCUCCUGCAGAAAAAGCCGAUGUGAAUAUGUUAUACCACAGAGAAGGAACUCAAACAGCCAUGAUGAAGUGUUUGAAAAUCUGGAAACAACAUAAUCCUUAUCAAACAACUUACAGAGCUCUACUGGAUAUCGUACUGGGAUUGGGGAAAAGAGACACAGCUCAUCAAAUCUGUCAGCAAUUGACCCCACGAGGUGUGAGGGGUGUGGUCACUGGCUCGGACUCAUGAACUGAUUAUAUACACAAGCAAGCAACUGACGAAACUAUAUAAUUAUACAUAUUUGUUUUUUUCCCGACAAAGUUCAUCAUGAACACAUGCAUGUAUUGCAGACUUAAUUAUUUUAUCUAG